AUGUCGUCUACCACCACCACCACCACCGUCAAGCGCGACCCGUACCAAACCAUUGCACAACGCAAACAAGACGCACGGGCACGCCUGAUCCCGUCCUCAUGGCGGAUUCCCGAGGACAAGCUGGCAGCAUACACAUCAUCGCCGACAGCGAACGUCCUGCACGUGCCUCGCGAAAGUGGGAUCUUGAGCCAGCGCGAGCUCACCAUCACUGAAGACCACGAUGCCGUGUCGUUGCUGGAGAUUCUGCGCAAGGGCCCUGCGCAAGGCGGUUUCACGUCCGAGGAGGUCGUUACCGCGUUCUGUAAGAGGGCAGCGCUGUCGCAGCAGUUGACGAACUGCGUGACCGAGAUCCUCUUCGAGUCGGCAAUUGCGCGCGCGAAAGAACUCGAUGCGCAGCGCACCGCGAAUCCGAAUGAAUCACUGCCCCCAUUCUGGGGACUCCCGAUCUCACUGAAGGACUGCUUCAAGGUACCGGGAGUUGAUGCGUCAGCCGGGAUGGUGCACUUCGCAGAAAAGCCGUCGACGGAGUACUCGGCGCUUCCCAAGUUGCUGCUCCAGCUCGGUGCCGUCUUCCACUGCAAGACGAAUGUGCCGCAGACGAUGAUGACGGCCGACUCGGAUAAUAACGUCUUCGGUCGAACGCUGAACCCGAAUAAUAAGUCCUUGACAGCGGGUGGGAGUUCGGGUGGCGAGGGCGCCCUGGUUGCCAUGAGAGGCAGCGUGCUCGGAAUGGGGUCAGAUAUCGCCGGUAGUAUCCGGAUCCCAAGCCAUUGUUGCGGCACGUACGGCUUCAAGCCGUCUUCCAAUAUCGUGCCUUACGCCGGUCAAACGAAUCCAGCUGCAGAUGGUUUGCCGGGCAUCCUACCUGUAGCAGGGCCAUUGGCGACCAGUAUGAGGAGUUGCAACUAUUUCAUGGAAGCCGUGAUGAGGAAUCACCCGUGGAAGGUCGAUGUAGAUUGCUUACAUUUGCCGUGGCAAGGACUCCAACCUCCCAAGGGGAAAACAUUGAGAAUCGGAGUGAUCGAGGACGAUGGCAUCACGACUGCCACACCUCCUGUACGCAGAAGUCUCAGACAGGCAAAGGAGAAGCUCGCGCAGGCUGGUGUGGAACUAGUCGACAUCAAAUUGCCAGAUACAAAUCAAGAUAUCGUCACAAUCUGGGCGUCAUUCGCAAUGGAGGGUUGCAAGACGACCCUAGAAUUUCUCUCCGCGGCGGACGAACCUUUUGUUCCGUCCGUCAAGAACGUCGGAUUGGUCGGAAUGAAAUCCAUGAGCACCGAAGAGCUGUUCGCGUGGAACGUGGCUCGCAACAAGGUCGAGACAAAGUACCGAGAUCUCUGGCUCGAGAACAAACUCGACGCGAUUCUGAACUCACUGGCUUCAUACACCGCACCGCCGCUGGAUAGCUGGACGUCGGUAUCUCAGGCCAUUUGGAACCUGGUUGAUUAUCCAAGUUGUAUUAUUCCGACUGGUAGGGUAGAGGCAGAGGACGUGGUCGACCAGGCUGCGAAGUACGGGGAAGAUGACGAGAAGAUGUACAAAUUGUACUCUGGACCAGAUGCUUACAAAGGCGCGCCGACUGCUCUUCAGCUAAUAGGCAUGAAACAAGAGGAUGAGACUCUGACCCUGCUGGCAGAGAUUGUGGAUGGGAUUCUAAAUGGGCAUUGA
Messenger RNA from Exophiala aquamarina CBS 119918, 1668 nucleotides. RefSeq lists its product as uncharacterized. The coding region runs from base 1 to 1668 and encodes 555 amino acids. The record is from RefSeq and is a predicted model, not a curated record. The transcript is spliced from 3 exons. Lineage: Eukaryota; Fungi; Ascomycota; Eurotiomycetes; Chaetothyriales; Herpotrichiellaceae.